This is a messenger RNA of Papaver somniferum (opium poppy), 1757 nucleotides long. RefSeq names its product heme-binding protein 2-like. Lineage: Eukaryota; Viridiplantae; Streptophyta; Magnoliopsida; Ranunculales; Papaveraceae. The coding region runs from base 42 to 752 and encodes 236 amino acids. The transcript is spliced from 2 exons. The record is from RefSeq and is a predicted model, not a curated record.
CUAAUUUAAGAUGGCAUUUCCAUUGCCUAUUUAACCGCCAGAUGUGUGAUGAAGUAAGAUGUACUCAUCAUCAGUCAGUAGUGGAAUCUUUUUUUCUCAACGAAGAAGAAAAAAAAAUGAAAAUGGAGAAAUAUUCUUCCCUAUUAUUCAUCUGUUUUCUAUGUGUAAUUGUCUUUUGUAAUGGUAUUGAAACACCUCAAUUCACAGUGAUUCAUACAGAGUCUGAUUUUGAGGUUAGACUUUACAGAGAGUCUUCAUGGAUGUCAGCUCCUGUUCGAGAAAUGUCUUUCGAAAAAGCUACUAAACUAGGCUUUCACAGGUUGUAUCAAUACAUUCGUGGUGCUAAUUUAAAUUCUUCUGAACUUAUGAUGACUGCUCCUGUUUUAACAAGCAUCAACCCAAAGACACGUGAGUCAGAGUAUAUUGUGAGGUACUAUGUACCCAUGGAAUUUCAUGGGGUAGCUCCACGGCCCUCUACCGAUCUUAAUUUGCAGUUUGUCAAGUGGAUAAGUCAUUGUGUAGCGGUUAGGAAAUUUUCUGGGUUUGCUGCAGAUAAUAACUUAAAUAAGGAAGUAGAAUCUCUAGUGAACAGCUUAGGGAAAUUGCAGUUAGGAGACUCUGUGGCCUUAAACAAACAUCAGUACUCUAUUGCUCAGUACAACGCCUCGACUCACACUGUUGGACGCUUGAAUGAAGUUUGGAUGGAUGUAGGUUCUGCUUUUAUUAAAGAGGGAUGUCGGUCUAAUCAUUAAUGUUUUGACAUGGUCUUUUGUGAUUCUUGUUUGCAUUGAUCACCUUGAGGUUGAUAUGUGAUUUUAUAUUUGAUUGUGUUUUUUAAAUACCCACUGUUUGAAAAAUGGACAAUUGUGGGUGUUGUUUCCAACAUUGUCAGUCGUUAAUGAUUGAUUGUCUUUUGGGUGUUCGACUGUGUAUGCAUUGUACUUGUGUGAAGCGAAGUGUAUGUGCAAAUACUAAUCACAUGAGUUAACAGAUGCAUGUUUUGACAACAACGGUAACUUUCAACAUAUCAUCAAAUCCCUGUGUUGUUUGAUUACUCUUGUUUUGCAAGAGUCCAAUAUACUCAGAAUUGUUGAUGUAUAUGGGAUGGAGUUGGGUGGCUACUGUACGUGCAACUGCCUUUUGAUCAUCCACGAGCUUAAUACUUUUGUUAAGAUUGAUUAAAAUGAAAUACCUGAGAGUAACCCUUCUGUUGUCUGUACAAUAACCCAUCAAAGUUCAUUCUCUUUUGUUUUUGUUUUUGUUUUUGUUUUUGUUUUUGUAUACACCCAUAAGGUCUACUAACCUCUGUUGUAUUUUGUUAUGUGGGUUAGGGAACUUAGUUUUUCAUACCAAGAUCAUUAACCAACAGAAUGACUUGAGUAUAUAAUUCUCUGCCCUAUUUAUGCUCUGGUUUUUACUUUUCUUUUUUGAUCUCGGCAGGAAUAUACUUAUAAAGACCUGGUUUGUAUUUUAUUUCUCCUUUUUUUUAAUUGACCAAAAUAAACAACGUGCAAUGCAAGGAACUUGCUUUGUUGGUCAUCAUGGAUGUAUGAUUCAGUACUAGGGUGUAGUGCUUGCACUUUUAAAGUACAAAUGUCAGUAUUAGAAUCCUGGGUGUUGGGGCACAUUUCUCAGAUACUUGGAAACAACUCCAUCAGAAUCAUGUAUUUGGCACUUUCCUGAGUAAUUGAAGUUUCUUCCUAAACGUUCCCAGCAAAUCCAAGACCUAUCUUAUGUUGCUAUCUUUCUGUUGUGAU